CAAAAUAAUUAUUUUUAUAAUUUUAUAAGAUUUCACUAUUAUUUUCAUGCUAGAAUUUUUAUUUUAAAGCGAGAACAUUUCAUCGAUGACAGGUUCGAGAUGAUCAUGAUAUUCCUCUUUAUUUUGACCUUCCUAUAUUGGAUAACGGCUGCACUGGACGUGAAAAUAAAUGGACAACUCGAGUUGGAGAGGAAAUAUUGGAACAUGUAUGAUCCCACAUUGAUUGCCGAAGGAAUUUAUUGUUUGGCAACAAUAAUGGCUUUCUUGAAAUUAUUGUAUAUCUGUCAGCUGGACUACCAUCUGGGACCACUUCAACUUUCCCUUGUUAAAAUGAUCAAGGAUGUUCUUAAAUUUAUCAUUCUAUUCACCAUAAUCAUUCUUGCAUUUUCUGCAGUUUUUUCUCUAGCAACAUGCAGACUUUAUCAAUAUUACGAGGAUAUGGUACAAAUCGAUGAUGAAUCAAAGAUCAAGACCCAACAGGUCAACUCGUUCAUCAAUUUUCCAACCGCCCUGAAGACCUUUUUUUGGGCGCUUUUUUGUAUGAGUCCUAUCGAAAGCGCUGAUGUGAUAAUUGAGAAUCUUCCUGGAGAAACAGAGAACGAAACUAUCAUCAAUCAUCAUUCAUUCACUGAGCUUAUUGGAUAUAUAUCCUUUGCCGGAUUCACUUUUAUUUCUGUCAUCAUGAUUUUAAACAUGUUGAUCGCUUGCAUGUCUAAUACAAUGACCAAAGUCACAGAAAAUGUACUUGUGGAAUGGACAUUUGGUCGAACUGAGACUUAUGUCGAUUUUAUGCUAACAACCACUCUUCCGCCACCAUUCAAUAUUAUUCCAACGUACGUUGGUAUUCAGCCAGUGAUCGAGUAUGUAAAAUUAUUAUUGAAACCACCACCAGAUAAACGAGCACGAUGGGACAUGAAACACUGUUGUUAUAUUGUUAGUGUUACUCUUAAAACUCAUUACUAUGAAACAUUCAUAUAAUUUUUUU
Molecule: messenger RNA, 985 nt
Organism: Apis florea (little honeybee)
Lineage: Eukaryota; Metazoa; Arthropoda; Insecta; Hymenoptera; Apidae
Product: short transient receptor potential channel 4
Biological process (GO): calcium ion transmembrane transport; regulation of cytosolic calcium ion concentration
Cellular component (GO): plasma membrane; cation channel complex
Molecular function (GO): protein binding; inositol 1,4,5 trisphosphate binding; store-operated calcium channel activity
Source: RefSeq, a predicted model, not a curated record